UUGGUAAUUUUACUGGAAAAUGUAAAACCCUGCUAAAGCCCUUUCUCUCUGGUCAGAAUUUUCGCGGGGCCUUUCCCCAUACGAUUCUGUUCCAGACCAAUUACGGCCGUACUUGCUCUCUCUCUCUCUCUCUCACUCUCUCUCUCGCUCUAAUGGCUUCUUGCUUUAGAUCUCUCUCAAAGCCAACUCUCUCCUUUUUCAAAUCCGCUACAACCAAACCUUCUCUUAAUCCCAGACCCGCAUCUUCUCUUCCCACCAUCCGUUCUUCUCUCACGCAUUCAAGGUCGGUUUCUCAGUUGGGUUGUGUUCAAUCUCUGCUUCCCCUCCACUCAGCGGUAUCUUCUGCUCGGCUCACCUCUUGCCUCAGCAUCGAUUCCAGAAGCUCAAGGUCGUUGUUUCAGGGUAUGCUAUGCAGUGCCAACCCAGGAGUAUGAUAUCUCCAAUGUUUUUGUAUUUAGUAUUUAAUUGGGGCUCAGUGUGCCAUCAUAAGAGAUGUUGAAGUCGGGAAUAAUAUAGAGUUUGAUAUCUCUCAGAGUUUAUGUUGUCUCUGACUGGAUUUAUUUUCCAUCUUCUGCUGGAAGUUGUUUUUUGAUUGCUCCCGAGUAUAUGAUUCAAAAAUUCAAAUCUCUGACUCAUCUAGUUGGCUGUAAUCAUUAAACUCCUUUAAAUUCAAUUUUGCUUUCUUGUGGAUUCUCUUGUUGUCCAAAAGAACACUAGAAUUCUGUUCCUUACCGAAUGAAAAAAUAAUUUUCACCCUUUCUGUCUU
Messenger RNA from Ziziphus jujuba (common jujube), 766 nucleotides. RefSeq names its product protein NONRESPONDING TO OXYLIPINS 2, mitochondrial. The transcript has 3 exons. The coding region runs from base 153 to 434 and encodes 93 amino acids. The record is from RefSeq and is a predicted model, not a curated record. Lineage: Eukaryota; Viridiplantae; Streptophyta; Magnoliopsida; Rosales; Rhamnaceae.